AAGGCCAGGUUGGAUGGGGCUUGGAGCAGCCUGGGACAGUGGAAGGUGUCCCUGCCCAUGGCAGGGAGUGGAAGGAGAUAGUUUGUAAUCUUUCAAUCCAAACCAGUCUGUGGUUCUAUGAGGUACUGACAUAUCACAUGUGGUAGACCCCAGAGAGGCCAAUUCCACUGGAGGCCUGGUCAAAGCCAGGAGAAAAUGCUGGAUUUGGGUUUCAGAGGGCCACAGAAAGAUGUAGGUUAGAAGGGACCAGCAGAAGUCUUAACUCCAACCACCUGCUUAAGGCAGGGCUCCAAAGGUCAGGUUGAUCAGAGCAUUUGGUGUCCACUCAGGUAUGCGAGCCCUCUGAGGGUGGAGUUCCCACCACUGUGGAUGAUGUCGCAGCAUUGUGCCACAGAACCUUGAAAGGCUUGUUUCAUCACUGAAAGGGUUCUCAGACCCUGGCACAGCUGCCCAGGGCAGUGGUAGAGUCACCAUCACUGGGGGUGUUCAGCAGACCUGUGGAUGUGGCACCUGGGGACAUGGGUUAGCAGUGACCAUGGCAGUGCUGGGGGAACGGUUGGAACUGAUGAUCUUGUGACCUGGGAGGGCUUUUCCAACAUUAAUGAUUCUGUGAAUCCUGGAUUUUCCUGAUGUGCCCCUGUGCCUGGUGUCUCGUGUCCUUUUGCCAGGCAGGGCUGUGUUUCCCUUUUCCACAACCCUUCUCUAGACAGUGGAAAACUGAAGUUCAGUCUCCCCAGGUCCGCUUUUCUCCAGCCUGGUGGGUCUCUGCUGAGCUCCCAGCCCCAAAGGGCCCAGGUAAACCAUGUCCUGGAACAGGGACCGUGCCCUGAGGGUGUGCCCUGGGUGCCACACACCUGCUGACCCUGCACUGGUCACUCAGAGUGGCUUAGGGAGUGACAGAGACCACCGCGGGGACACCAGGACGGGAUCUCGGGGGCUGCACAUCCCGACAGGCAUGCGGGGGGCUGGAGGAGGUGGUGGGCCAUGGCCCAGGAGAAGCAGGGUGGGACUAGAGGUGCUUUUUGGGAAUCUCCUGCCCAAGCUGCAGUGGGACAGCUCCGACCAUCUGCUACCCUCUGCUGGUCAGCGAGCACGGCAGGGCCCGGCCGGGCAGCCGGACGCGUGUGCCCACCUGUGCCCAGGUGUUGUCCAGCUCCCCCCCGAGGCAGCAGAGCCGCGCUGUGCCCAGCAGCUCCCACCCCUCGGGAGCUGCAGCCUGGGAAAGGGGCUGUGGCACCCGAACCUGCCCCCGAAGGGACAAACCAGAGGUUGGCCUGUGGCCAAGCACCCUGGAGCCUGGGGGUGAUGGCACCACUUGAGGGGUCAGACUGGAGCCUCCGAGCCCCAUGGCCAGCGGGGAUGUGACAGGGGAUGUCACUGUGCCACCGAGCUCUGCGGGGAUGUCACCUCGGGGCAGGGCUCAGGCCGGCAGCCCCGCGACCUGCCCUGAGGGCCCUGUGUGGAUGGGAUGAACCCUGGGCAGCCCAUGCAGCAGAGCCUUUGGCUCACCCACAGCCUGGCACAGCGAGUCCUGCUGGGUUUGCUGCAGGGCAGGAGCUGCCAUGUGCCCCCCGGGCAGCCUGGCAGGAUGGGACUCCUGCCUGGUGGGUCUGGGAAUGGACAGCUGGGGAGACGGGACUGGAGAAGGACGUUGUCAAAGCUCCUUCGCACACAGGGCUGUGGGAGCACCACGUUCCCUUGGUGACUGGUGCCUGGAGAAGCAGUGACUGCAGUGAGCAGAGGAGCGAGGGUCUCGGGCAGGGGUUGGCAGCCCUUGGCUCUGCCCCGGGCUGUGAGGAUGGAGCCGGAGCUGGAUGGUGAGCCAGAACUGCCCACGGACAUCCCAGCUAACCAGAACAGCAACAGUCCCAAAGCUGCUCCCCGCGAGCUCCCAGGGCUCGGCAUCCCUGGAGCUGAGCGUUCCCUGUGCGUGGGAAAACAGCCUCGGUGGGGGAACCCACACUUCUGCUCCGCUCCUUCUGAAGCGCUGGGGUGCUCAGGGUGACCUCCGAGGCCGCCUGACGUCAGGAGCCCGGGUCUCCUGGGACACCCGGGAUCUCUGCCAGCGUGGCGAGGUUGGCCCCAGGGAGCACGAACCAGUUCCUGGCUCCACCAGCCGCCCUGCCCUCUUAAUGAGGGAUAAUGAGGUGCAUCUCAUCAACGCUGCAGACUUGCCCCCUGGCCAUGGCGGCUGCUGGCAAAGCCCCCGGUGGGACCGGGAGUGAUGGAGGGGCUGGGGCAGGAGGCAUUCCAGCCGGGGGCUCUGCGGGGUUGGGGUCUGCGAGGGGUGCAUGAGCAGGGUGGGCCGGAAGGUGGGCGCUGGGACAGCAGCUCUGUGCCAGGGAGCCAGGGGCUGAUCCAGCCCCCGUGAGCGACCCCGGCACAUUCCCGGGGGGAUUUCUUCCCAUUGCGGACCUCACCUGGGUGAAGGACCCACACCCUCAGCAUUUGUAGGGGCACAUCCCGUUGCCCAGCCACCUGUGGCUGUCACCCGCCCUGGCAGCCCACGGCCAGCACAAGUCCCCAGAUGUGCCCCCCGGCAGCCGGGCCCGGCCCGGGGAACCCCUGGAUGCCAGGCGCUGGCACAGGAACAGACGGUGCUGCGGUGGCCGGGAACGAGACGGGCUGGAAAGGAGACGGUGUUUGGCUGCAGGGGAGGGAGGGUCAGGCAGGGCCAGGCUGCGCUGCCCCGGCCCCGCGGCGGCUCGUUCCCCCUGCACAGGUCACGCGAGGCUGGGGGAUGCUGCUCCUCGCUGUGGGACUGCCUGGGGGCUUCAAGUCCCCCUUCCGAGGGGCUUUGAGGGAUGGGAGGUCUGUGUGCUGAGGGGUGGCCCAGCACCCUUGGGUGAGUAGCUGGGGUGUGGGUGGCUGCCAGGGGUUGUCCCCAUGGCUGCUGCCUGUUCUCUGCUUUUGUCUCCCCUCCUGGGCUGCACUCAGGGGUCCCCCACAGCCCCUGUCUGGCUGGUGCUGCACCCACAGCCCCCUGUCCCAGCUGGCACUGCAACCCCCAGCCCCCCAAGCCCGGUAGCACUGCACUCUGUACCCCCUGCCAAGCUGGCAUUUUAUGCAGAGCCCCCUGCCCGGUCGGCCCUGUGCCCCACAGCCCGCUGUCCCCACCAGCACUGCACCCUAUAGCCCUGUGCCCGUGGGGCUGCAACCCCCAAGAGCUGCUCUUGCACCUCCAACAUCUGUCCCUGCACCCCGUGCAGAAGUCCCCAAGCCCUGCCCUGGCACCACUGCCACGCAGCCCCAUCCCACACCCUGCCUGUUCACACGAAGACCCCGAGGCAGUGUCUGCCCUCGGGCACCCCAAAAGCUCCUCCCGGGUGAAGCGGGGCUGCGCCGGGCCUGGCCGGGCUUCGCCUGGGCGUGAAGGGAGCCUGAGCGCAGGAGGGGCCAGGCGAGGCGGCAGGAAUGCGAGUGGGAGAGCGGCCGGGCAAGUAGCGACAGCUCCUGGCAGCGCGGAUCCCACACGCGGCUCGGGCAGGGAGCAGAGCCCCGGCACGGGGCUGGCGGCCGGAAUGGGGCACCCCAUGGCUCAGCCCCUCUGAGAGCCGGAGCGGAGGGUGGCGAGUCCCCGGGGGCAGCACGGCCAGCGCGGGCUCCUGGCCGCAGGGAGCGCGGCUCCGGCUGGAAUCGCCCCGGCGGGGAAUGCCCGGCCGGGCCGGCACGAGGCGCUGAGUGAGGAUCCCGGCGGGCCGAGGAGCCGCGAUGACCCCCGAGAAGGUGCUGAGGGAGGGGGUGCUGGAGAAGCGGAGCGGGGGGCUGUUGCAGCUCUGGAAGAAGAAGCGGUGCCUGCUGACGGAGAAAGGGCUGCAGCUCUUCGAGCCCAAGGGCUCAAGGCGCAAGGAGCUGAGCUUCGCCCGCAUGAAGGCCGUGGAGUGCGUGGAGUGGAAGGAGCGGCACAUUUACUUCACGGUGGUGAUGGACGACAGCCUCGAGAUCGACUUCCGCUGCGCCCAGGAGGACCCGGGCUGGAACGCCGAGAUCACCAUGGGGCUCGUGCGCUUCAAGAACCAGCAGGCGAUGCGGGACGUGCGCGCCCGGCACAGCUGCCGAGCAGUGGUGCAGCUGGGCGCAGCUCCGGUGGGACAGUCCAGGGAAUCGCAGCUUCCCAGGAGUCGGAUGGAGAUGGCCCUCGGCUCGGCAGGUGCUGGAGAGAACGGGAUCCCUGCGGGCAAGUGAGGCCACCGCUGUGCAGCCCGGGGACGAGGACAGUGGCCCGGGGAGGCCGGUGCUGGCACUGGCUCCCCCUGUGCCGGGUGAAGGACAGAGGCACCGCAAGAGCUGGGCUGGCACAGCCACCUCCCCUUGGCACAACGGGGCAAAGGACACAGGCAGCGUCACCACCUGGGGCUUCAGACAAGGCAGGAGGGGACAUCCCUGCCUGGGGCCCCACCACCCUUCAUUCAGCUGACGUGUGCAGGGCCUCGGUGCCCUGGUGGGGACCCCAGGCCUCUCCUGCAGGACAGGGGAUGGAUGAGGCUGUGCCCGAAGGAUCUGUGCGACAGGGAGCUCUGCCCGUGUGACAGUGACACUGGGACAGAUGGAUGUGGCUGGGUCCCAAUUUUAAAAAGGGGCUGGAGAGCUGCUGCUGCAGCAGGGACCCCUCAGCAGGGCACUGAACUGAUGGUGUGGUGACACAGCCGUGCUGCAGGACAUUGUCUCACCCUGGGAUGUCCUUGGGCUGUUGGGAAAUGCUGGGGACCCCAAUUCCCUGUACUAAACGUGUCCCCAAACAGGACUUUCUGCUUCUUA
Corvus hawaiiensis (hawaiian crow) is the source of this 4758-nucleotide messenger RNA. It is a transcript of the gene PHLDA3, whose product is annotated as pleckstrin homology like domain family A member 3. The transcript has 2 exons. Gene Ontology annotation, molecular function: phosphatidylinositol phosphate binding. Gene Ontology annotation, biological process: negative regulation of phosphatidylinositol 3-kinase/protein kinase B signal transduction; positive regulation of apoptotic process; intrinsic apoptotic signaling pathway in response to DNA damage by p53 class mediator. The coding region runs from base 3712 to 4185 and encodes 157 amino acids. The record is from RefSeq and is a predicted model, not a curated record. Gene Ontology annotation, cellular component: plasma membrane. Lineage: Eukaryota; Metazoa; Chordata; Aves; Passeriformes; Corvidae.